AUGGGAAAAGCUUGUUGUGGUAAUAAACAUGGGCAUUCACAUGAUGAUGAACCAGUGGCAAAUAUUAAUAUGACAAAAGAGGAAGAAGCUAUAGCAAAAUUUAUUAGAUUUAAUACACCUUGUAAGAAGACAAUUUUCAAUCAAAAUGAAGUUGAAUAUUUUACUGGUGAAAAGGCUGUCACAACACUUUAUGAAUCAGACAAGUAUGGGAGCAAAUCUAAAACACCAAUGUUUAAUGAUAGAGAAGAAGCUGCUGCUUAUAUACAAACAUUAAUGGAAAGAGGUUUAUUUUUUAAAGUUGUUAAGACUGUUUUAAGAAAAAAAGAUAAAACUAAAAAAACAAAAGAUCAAAAUGAUGAAAAUAAAGUUGAUGAAGAAAAUAAGAAAAAAGAUAAAAAGAAGGUUAAAUUAACUGUCCACCAACAUCAAUCAUUUAUCGAUGGUAAAGAAACUUAUGUUUGGACAUACAAUCCAACACCACUUUUUAAACAAUUAAUUGGAAUUGGAUUAUUAGUAGGAACUGUUGCACUUUGUCUUUUACCAUUAUGGCCUGAAUGGCUUCGUACUGUAGUAUAUUAUAUUGCUAUGGCUGCUGUUGGAUUUAUUGUAUUACUUAUGACUGUUGCUGCUGCACGUUCAAUUUUGUUCGUUAUUAUUUUUGUACUUACACUUGGAAAACAUCAUUUAUGGAUAUUACCAAAUUUGACGGAAGAUUGUGGUUUCUUUGAAUCAUUUGUACCAUUAUAUACAUAUGAAUAUCGUGGUUCUAAUUAUAAAAAUAAAAAUAAAAAGAAAGCUAAAGAUAGUGAUGAUGAAAUUUCAGAUGGCGAAGAUAUAACAAAAGAUGAAAAAGAUACUGAAGAUGAAAAAAAUGCAUCUAGUAAAGAUGAAGGAUAUGUUAUGAUAGAAGAAAAAAAUUAA
Strongyloides ratti is the source of this 921-nucleotide messenger RNA. Its product is annotated as Translocation protein SEC62. Gene Ontology annotation, biological process: post-translational protein targeting to membrane, translocation. Gene Ontology annotation, cellular component: endoplasmic reticulum membrane; endoplasmic reticulum. The record is from RefSeq and is a predicted model, not a curated record. Lineage: Eukaryota; Metazoa; Nematoda; Chromadorea; Rhabditida; Strongyloididae. Bases 1 to 921 code for a protein of 306 amino acids. The transcript is spliced from 2 exons.